Mesorhabditis belari is the source of this 1053-nucleotide messenger RNA. NCBI's taxonomy places the organism in Eukaryota, Metazoa, Nematoda, Chromadorea, Rhabditida, Rhabditidae. The record is from the annotation of a GenBank genome assembly.
AUGAAAAAACGAGUGAUUACUGAUAGAAAAAUUUCAAUUGUGCCCACUGUGCCUGAGUCACUUUCCUGUGAGACAUUUCUUCUCACUCAACCACUUCGAAACUCACCACGAACACGUUAUGUGUUAAGGAUUCCGAAACGAGUUCCAAUCGGCUCUUUACCAUCACCACCGACUAUACCACCGUCAGCUCCAAACGAAACGAUUCAUUGGAAUGUGCCCACACAGCUUGAAGUUCAUUGUAUACAUCAAGAUUGUUUUUGGAAAGGUAAUUCGGAGGAUGAGUUUAACUCUCAUCUACACAAAAGACAUCCACACGAUUUUGGGGUGAAAAAGACUUUACCUACAAAGCGAUCAUCUGGAGUUCGCUGUUCGGAAUGCGAUGCAAUCGUUUAUUCUCGUGCUCUUCUUUUAAAACAUAUGGGCACAGCGCAUGCCAUCGCUCUACCAUCCUUUUCUAGAGUCUUUCAAACCGAAGAAGAACUCUCGAGUUGGCUCGAGAAUGUACGUGAUGCUUUUUGUGUGGAUUUCGUCACAGGCUCUGGCCCGAAACAGUGGUCAAGUGGAGCGAAAAUCUCCUACUUGGUCUGUUCCCGAAGCGGUGACAUUAAAGAGCGACGGACGAAGAAAUUCUGUCGACCGACGCGAAUGACGAUAAAAUGUGGAAAAACGUGUACAGCUUAUUUAAAGAUGAGAAAGGGUGAGGGUGAAGAUGAGACAGCUCCGUUCGCUGUUGAAGGAUGUCUUUACCAUACAGGACACAAUAUCACUCCAGCUAGAAUCAGUCUAACCGCUGAAGAGAUCGAGGCGGUGUCGGCGGUUUUGGAGAAAUUCGGGGAAAACGCGGCCGAUUAUCCGAUUGAAGAGAUUCGCGAGUUACUUGGCCCAAAUGCUCCGCGUUUUCGUCUAAUCGAGGAUCAAGAGUUACUCGAGGCUUUACCCAAAUGGAUAUAUCUGGCAAAUGAAUGGAAAUAUAAGGGCGGUCGAACCGAAGCCGAUCAACUCGCGGACACGAUCGUUUUUGCGAUGGGCCCAAGUCGGAAUCCGAUGAAUGUG